GGUGCGGGAGAGCGGGGCCGGAGCCGGCCGUGAGCACGGCCUGGCUCGGCAGUCCCGCCCUUCGCUGAUCUGCCGUGCUCGCGUCCCCAAAGAAGCCGUGGGGCCGCCCCGCCGCACGGCAGCGUUAUUCCCCUGGGCAAGCGCUUCCCUCCGGCCGGCGGCGGCUUCCUCGGGAACGGAUAAUAGGGUCUCCAUUUGGUCUGCUGGCGACCUUGGAAAUGCGGGCCUCAAUGAUGAAUAUCAUGGAGAGCCUCAUCUGCUGUGUGACAUCCAGCACGACGGUGAUGUUAUGGAUAUGCAGUUUUUGGAUCAAGAAAGAAUCGUGGUUGCCUCAUCAACAGGAACUGUAACUAUAUUCCGUCAUCAUCAAAAUAACCAGACGUUAUCUGCCAACCAUCGGUGGGAGAAAGCCCAUUAUCAUGUGGAUCAAGACACAUCUGGUGGUGGAGCAGCCUGUACCGGAGUCGUCUGCAACAACCCAGAAAUUGUCACUGUUGGAGAAGAUGGUAGAAUAAAUCUCUUCAGAGCUGACCAAAAAGAUGCAGUAAGAGCUAUAGACAAUGCAGACAGCAGUACACUCCAUGCAGUGACUUUCCUUCGCACAACUGAGAUCUUGACAGUAAAUUCAAUUGGACAGUUAAAAAUAUGGGACUUCAGGCAGCAAAGAAAUGAACCAUCUCAAAUACUUUCUUUGGCAGGUGACAGAGUUCCAUUGCACUGUGUGGAUAGGCAUCCCAAUCAGCAGCAUAUUGUGGCCACAGGGGGUCAGGAUGGAAUGCUGAGUGUAUGGGACAUCAGGCAGGGUACUAUGCCAGUGUCCCUGCUAAAGGCUCAUGAAGCAGAAAUGUGGGAAGUUCACUUCCAUCCCUCCGACCCUGAUCAUUUAUUUACGUGUUCUGAAGAUGGAUCUCUUUGGCACUGGGAUACUUCCACAAGUGUAUCUGAAAAACCAUCUUUUCUUCAUCAAGGAGGAAGAAGCACUGCCUAUCUUUCUCACAGUACCAUUAACCAGUCUGUAGUAAGUGCCUGGCUAAGCAACGAUCCGACCAAAGACCGCAUGGAAAUCACCAACCUAAUUCCAAAUCAGACUUUGUCUGUGAAUAGUUUAGAUGUUCUUGGACCAUGCCUAGUAUAUGGUACUGAUGCAGAGGCUAUUUAUGUGAACAGACAGCUUUUUGCAUGAAGUGACUGCAGUAUCCCUUUGAAGUAUUGAUCAGCUUGAACUACUGGGAAAUGUCAGGUUCAUUCUUAAUGCUACUCGUUAAGUCUGUUUUUGGCGUGUGUGGGAGAGGCCUCAGCUUGGUCCUAGUGCUGUGGAGGAAGUGUGAGGUACCUCAGAUUCUGACAGCUGUCACUUGUUGAUGCUCCAGGAUGGGUAACUGAGCAAGCUUACAUGCUGUUUCUUCCUUGCUGCCUGCUUGGUUUUGACAAGCAGGAAGGUAGUCACUAAGGGCAAGAUCUUCACUGUAAAGUGAUGUCCAUAAUACACAUGCACAUAAAACCGAAGAAAAGGUAAACCCUGGAUUUUUAUUUUUCCCUGUAAAGAUAUUUUUCAAGUGUUAUUUCUAAAGCGAAACUGUGGGGUUCUUGGAAAUUCUUUUUAUGUCACCUGAGAGAGAUGGGGGGUUUUUUUAAGCUGAUGUUUUUAUAUAUAUAUAUACAGGGGAAUGUAACUUUUAAUGUUGGUUCAUGAGAGUUGGAAGGAAAACUGUUAAAGCUAUGAAAUGUGAAAGGUUCUGUAGAAAUCUAAGCAUUCUAGCAACAUUAUUUUGAAUUAUUUACAGCUUCAUCAUGGAUGCUGCAUGUUAAAACUUGAUAAUGUACUGGUAAAUCUCCCAACUGAAAAGUGAGGUUUAUAAUUAAGGAGUCAUAAUUGACAGAUGUGUUGGCUGUGUUUUCAGGUGUAAGAAUAAGACUUCCUAAACUUGAGACAGUCUUUGUCAAAAAAUUCACAUCUGGUUUCUUGAAAUCUUUGAAAAGUUAAAUUUUAUUAUUAGCAUUGUAUCUGCUUUUUGUUACAAAGAACCCUUUCUCUUUUUAAUAAAAAAGUUUUGCACAAGA
Corvus hawaiiensis (hawaiian crow) is the source of this 2061-nucleotide messenger RNA. RefSeq names its product nucleoporin 43 (gene NUP43). The record is from RefSeq and is a predicted model, not a curated record. The coding region runs from base 290 to 1183 and encodes 297 amino acids. Lineage: Eukaryota; Metazoa; Chordata; Aves; Passeriformes; Corvidae. Gene Ontology annotation, molecular function: protein binding. The transcript is spliced from 8 exons. Gene Ontology annotation, cellular component: nuclear pore outer ring.